Messenger RNA from Armigeres subalbatus, 1538 nucleotides. RefSeq lists its product as uncharacterized. Gene Ontology annotation, molecular function: chitin binding. The record is from RefSeq and is a predicted model, not a curated record. The transcript has 2 exons. Gene Ontology annotation, cellular component: extracellular region. Lineage: Eukaryota; Metazoa; Arthropoda; Insecta; Diptera; Culicidae. Bases 170 to 1351 code for a protein of 393 amino acids.
UGUCGGGGUAAGUUUUUGAUCUCCGGCGCGGUAUUUGAUAUCCUUGUCAAACAUAUAAAAGUGUUGUGUCGACCGGGUUAGGAAGUCAGUGUUGAAAUAAGCGCCACGAACGAAACGAAUAAUACUAGUGAGCAGUUCAUUUUCGAAUUAUAACUGAAUUGAAUUCAAAAUGAAGGUUUUCAUAGCCAUCAUUUCUUUGUUGAUGUCAGUUGGGUCGCUCGUAAACGCCUUCCGAUUCGACGAUGGGGUCCUUGAUUCGAGAUGCCCAGCAUACGACAAUCCGAUGAAUCCAGUCCAUUUGCCGCACGCUCGAGAUUGUGGAAAAUUUCUUAAAUGCUUUAGCGGUCGUGCGUUCACGAUCGAUUGUCCUGCAGGUCAGGAGUUUGGUCCACAGAUCCAACGUUGUGACUAUCCCCAAUAUGCCCAGUGUCGCUCAGUGCUCGCUCAACCUGAACCAGCAAAUUUUCGUUUUGAAGAUGGUGUCAGUGAUGUUAGAUGUUCUCAAAAUGAUGACCCCAUGAAUCCUUUGCAUUUGCCACACCCGACGAGCUGCCAAAAGUUUUUGAAAUGCUUUAGCGGAUUGAGGUUUGAGCUAGAUUGUCCCCCUGGUCAACAAUGGGCAGCCCACCUUAAUCGCUGCGAUUUCCCUUCCAUCGCUAAGUGCAAUAUAGGUACUGCCACUUUUAAAGUAGAUGAAGUUGAGGAAGUCAAGGACACUGAAAUCAUUGACGAUAUCGAAGAAACUCAAAAUAACUUGGAGGAAGAUGUUCAGCCAGAAUCAGAUUUUGUGGCGAUCCCAAUGAAGGCUGAAUUCGUCUAUAAUUCUGGCAUCCCAGACAUUCGUUGCCCAAGGACAGAUGAUCCCUUCCGACCGAUUCAUUUGCCACACGCAACUGAGUGCGGAAAAUUCCAGAAAUGCUUUGAUGGUCGAGCUUAUGUUUUGAGCUGUCCCUCUGGUCAAGAGUUUGGAGCGAAGAUAAAUCGUUGCGAUUAUCCCCAAUACGCACAGUGCUCACUACCGAAGCGUAAAAAUCUGGCAAAGAGGCUCAGCAAGGCAGCGGCAUUCGACGAUGACUACUAUUAUUACAGCGAUGAAGAAUUUCCAAUGGAAUCAUCGGAGUGGACAGAUGAGCAGCGGGAGAUGAUCGUGGGCGUACUUGAUAGUCGCUGUCCAUCAACUGAUGACGAGACCAAUCCUAUUCAUCUGACUCAUCCGAAAGAUUGCGGAAAGUUCUACAAGUGCUACGAUGGUCGUGCGUUUCUGAUUCAGUGUCCCUUGGGGCAACAUUGGAGCGUGCGAUACGAUCGCUGCGAUUAUCCAAAGGUAGCCAAGUGCACAAUUCGUCCGUAGAGUGAGAAGCCAAAUGGCUUACACUGACGGUACCGAGAUGUUUAAGGUGUGGUGUUUGUAUUUAUGUGCAGUAUACUAAUUAGUAAUAAAACGGAAGGGCAUCGCAAACAGCUUUAUUUUUUAUCCAUCAAAUCAUUGAAUCGUGAAUAAAUUAUAAUAGUGUUUAAUAUUCUAUUCUAUUGCUGAA